AUGAGGAUAGCAGCAAAAGCCAUCGUCAACGGCUCCGCCUCAGAUGAGGUGCUUUACUCCUCCACGCCUCUCAGCUUCUGGGGAGGCGUCGGACAGGACACAGGCAAGAUCAUCGACCACCACCAUCCUCUCUUCGGCCAAAACAUCAAAGACCGGGUCCUUGUGUUACCCUCAACUCGCGGAUCCUGCAGUGGAAGUCUAGUGAUGAUCGAACUGCUGGUGAACAAAGUUGCCCCUGCAGCGCUCAUCUUCAGAGACGCCGAAGAGAUCGUAACAACAGGAGUCCUCGUCGCACAAACACUCCUCAACCUCUCCAUCCCAGUUUACCGAGUCAGCACAGAGCAAUUCAACACUCUGCGAUCGCAGAAAUACAUCUCUACCUGCAGUUCCGACUACCCCGACCUCCUAGGCAGCCCAGCACGACUCCCAACACAACCGGAAGACUCGCCACUACCCCAAACCGCAAUACCAAACCCAGACAUCACAAACCACAUCUACCUAACACCAACGGACAAAGCAAUCCUAAGCGGCUCGAACGGCACCGCCGCAUCCCUCGCAAUGAAAAUCCUGCUACAAUACGCACACCUCCAAAACGCCCACCAACUCACCCCGGUCUCGCGCGCCCACAUCGACGCCUGCAUCUACACCGGCCCAGCAAGCAACCUCAUCGCACAAACAUUCCUCACCCAGCACGCGCGCGUUGCCGUACCCACAACCCUAAACUCCAUCUCAAUCGACCAGCGGCGAUGGCGCGAGCUCGGCAUGGACGAGGAUCUCGCGCGGGAAGCGAACAAGCUCGCGAAUAGCUAUGUCGCCAUGGGCGCGACAAAUAGCUUCACCUGUGCGCCGUACUUGUUAGAUGAUUCCGUCCCGCAGGCUGGAGAGAGUAUCGGCUGGGCGGAGUCGAAUGCGGUGGUGUUUGCGAAUAGUGUGCUUGGGGCGCGCACGCAGAAGUAUCCGGAUUUGAUUGAUGUUUGUAUUGCACUGACAGGGAGGGCGCCGCUUGCUGGGGCGCAGACGGGCGAGGGUCGGGUUCCUGUGGUUUGCCUUGAAGUGUCUGUAAGGCCAGACCAGGUGCUUGCGAUGGAAGAUGCAUUUUGGCCGUUACUGGGGUAUGCGGUUGGCAAGGUCGUAGGGGGUGAGAUUCCCUUGAUUACGGGGUUGGAGGGGAUGAAGAGCCAGCCUACGAUGUCUGAUUUGAAGGGUUUUGGCGCGGCGUUUGCUACGACGGCUUCGGCGCCUAUGUUCCAUAUUGCUGGUGUGACACCUGAAGCAGCGCAGUUCUAUCCGGCUGGAUUGCGGCGGGUUCAGCUGACGGAGAGGAACCUAUGCGCUGCUUUGUAUGAGCUUACCACGGCGAGCGAUGAGACAGUUGGGCUUGUCUCGCUGGGAAACCCGCACUUCUCUCUGGAAGAGUUCGCCCGGUUGAGCGAACUCUGCGAUGGCACGCGUAAAGCAUCAUCGGUGCAGAUGAUAAUCACUACGAACCGGCAAAUCUACGCGCAAGCCUGCGCUGCUGGAUAUAUCAGCACCGUCGAAGCUUUUGGAGCCGAUAUCAUCACGGAUACAUGCUGGUGUAUGAUCUCCGAGUCGGCGAUUAGGAAGGAUGUGGUGAACCUGAUGACGAACUCGGCUAAGUAUGCGCAUUACGCACCGGGGAUAGUGCAUCGAGGGGUGCACUUUGGGAGUCUAAAGGACUGUGUUACUGCUGCAGAGCUGGGACGAGUUGAGGACCUUAUGGCUAUAGAUGUAGAGUCAUGA
Messenger RNA from Aspergillus puulaauensis, 1761 nucleotides. RefSeq lists its product as uncharacterized. Lineage: Eukaryota; Fungi; Ascomycota; Eurotiomycetes; Eurotiales; Aspergillaceae. The transcript has a single exon. Bases 1 to 1761 code for a protein of 586 amino acids. The record is from RefSeq and is a predicted model, not a curated record.